CGACAACCCAACUUCAGGCUUGGACUAGUAUUAUAUUUAGCUGUCCGUCAGGAUCUGCAUUUUGUCGAUCUGCUGUCAUUCCUUCUUUCAUUCUUUCCGAUUUCUCUUACUCUUCUUUUAAGACCUCAGGAUUUUAUCGUAUCUAACUCUGGUCGGGUUACGGUAGAAUUAUAUAUCUUGACGUCAAUCACUGUCGUAGUUCUAGGUGAAUACCUAUCUUCAUGUUUACUUUGAAGAUUAUUAUGAACUAACAUGGCGAGAACAGAUAUUCCAAGCACAGAUGCUGGUCUUCCCUCUUCUCGCCUGGGCUCUCGGACCAGCACCACUGCCAGUCCAGGCACUGACAGACGGCAACUCAUCCAUCUACCACAAAAAGGCAGAUCUAGACACAUACAGCAUCCUGCAACGCAAUGCAGUUAUUCAAAACCAGCUAUCUCAAACCUCCGUCCGGGGCAUCAAGAAGAUGAGCGACGACGAAGGCGAGAAGUUCUUUCUCGACUACUGGUACUUCGGAGAGAACAACCAGACCGACCUACAGAGCUCUCAAACCCCAGAAAAGACACAAUCUGAUCUACACCCUCGCAUAUAUCCGUAUCAGCCAUCCCAGUCUGUGGGUGAGACUUACAACUCCCACGGAUGGAUGGCCCAAUUCUCACCGCUUCUUCGGAGAGAAUUCAAAUGCCCCGCGGGGACAAAUUCAUGCGCCUCGAUUAAUCGCCCGGACAGCUGCUGCAGUACGGGAUCGACCUGUGAGCUGGUUGACGAUACAGGGUCUGGGGAUGUCGGGUGUUGUCCGGACGGACAGCAUUGCUCUGGCACGAUUGGUUCGUGUCAGCAAGGGUACACUAGCUGUCCUGCGUCAUUGGGUGGCGGAUGCUGUAUCCCCGGAUACGAAUGUGUCAGCGGUGGCUGCGCCAACGUGUACACGGUGACGAUCACGGUGAGCUCGACUAUCAUGGUGUCGACUGUCACGGACACAGUUCCCGCAACUAGCACGGUUUUUAGUAGCAGCCGGAGCAGCAGCACGACACGAUCGUCCUCUGAAUCCACCGGAGAGUUUACUCCGCCUGCUCGACCAACGAGUCUCUCGACGGCGACCGCCUCCCAGACGGGGUCGAUCUGUCCCAUUGGAUUCUACGCCUGUUCCGCUGUCUACCAGGGAGGAUGUUGUCGCACCGGCCGCGACUGUGAUACCAGCUCGUGCCCCCAGACCCCAUCGACGACGAUCACGACUAACGACCGAACCAUUGUGGUUCCCGCCGAGACGGAAGCGCCGCCAGCGACGACGGGACGAUGCGCGAGUGGGUGGUUCCGCUGCGCAGACACCGCAGGUGGGGGAUGCUGUCCAACAGGGUUCGCAUGCGGCUCCAGCUGCACCGCACAGGAAACGGGGACUGCGACAGGGACCGUGGCGAAGGAGCAGCCCACGAAUUCCGCUGGCGAGAGAAACCUCCCGGAAGGAAUGAGCCUGGCCGGAAUCAAUUUCCUAAUCGGGGUGCUCUGGACGAUUGGAUGAGGCGCGAGCGCAUGUACUUACUAGUAGAACGCAGAAAACGAGAACCACGAAUGGGAAUGAUCCU
Aspergillus pseudonomiae is the source of this 1580-nucleotide messenger RNA. RefSeq names its product putative GPI anchored protein. The transcript has 2 exons. NCBI's taxonomy places the organism in Eukaryota, Fungi, Ascomycota, Eurotiomycetes, Eurotiales, Aspergillaceae. The record is from RefSeq and is a predicted model, not a curated record. The coding region runs from base 281 to 1516 and encodes 411 amino acids.